Candidula unifasciata is the source of this 2865-nucleotide messenger RNA. NCBI's taxonomy places the organism in Eukaryota, Metazoa, Mollusca, Gastropoda, Stylommatophora, Geomitridae. The record is from the annotation of a GenBank genome assembly.
GUGUCCCGGUUGGUGAUUCUUCAUGAGGAUGCGGAAGAUGGAAACGCCAUGCCUGAUCUGGCUCAGCCGAUUAGGGUGGUCAAGUUGGCUGUGGACAACCUGGUCAAAGUGGGCUAUGAGACAAUCAAUAGCAGUGAGGAUCAGAUCCUGAAACAAGACAUGCCUCCGGCGCUGAAACGAGUGGAGGAGUCAUCACUGUUUCUUCUGGAUGCUUCGGCAAUGCUGAGGACUGAUCCUUUUUCUGGGCCUGCUAGGAAGAAGCUUAUUGAAGGAUCAAGAGGUAUUCUUCAGGGUACAUCUGCAUUGCUGCUGGCGUUUGAUGAAUCCGAAGUGCGGAAAAUUAUUCGCAUGUGCAAGAAUGUCUUGGAGUACCUGGCAAUUACAGAAGUUGUGGACAGAAUGGAUGAUUUGGUUACAUUUGUCAAGAAUCUGAGUCCAGUGUUAACAAGAAUGACUAAAGAAGUGGACAAUCGAGAGAAGGAACUAACCCAUCAAGUGCAUAGGGAUAUGUUGGUCAGGUCUUUGGAGCAGGUCAAGGUCCUGACCCCAGUACUCAUCAGUGGCAUCAAGAUAUUCAUCACUGCCAGCCAAUCAGGUCAAGGAAUCAAGGAAGCCCAGAACAACCGUGACUACACAGUGAGAAAAAUGUCGGAUGAGAUCAACGAGAUCAUCCGUGUCCUGCAGUUGACCACCUAUGAUGAGGAAGAGUGGGAUGCUGAUGAUUUGACCGUCAUGAAGAAAGCUCAGAAUGCAAUCGACAGCAGGAUGAAGUCAGCACAUGAUUGGCUAACUGACCCAGCAGCUUUGGUUGGAAGCCUUGGAGAUAAAGCCAUCCGUCAGACUUUGGAGGAUGCAAGGAAAAUUGCUGAAAAGUGCACCAACCCUGCAGAUAGAGAUGCCAUCCUGCGCAGUGCCAGUGAUAUUGAGAGCAUGGUGAAUGCCUUAUCUGAACUGAGACAGCAAGGAAAGGGAAGCACUUCUCAAGCUUUGGCUCUUGCUCGCAGCAUCCAGGACAAGCUGAAGGAGCUACAAGCGCAGACAGCCCAGGGCAUCAUCAAUACCGAGCGCAGUGGGAUCAGAAAGCCAGCACCUACGGUAGAUGGUAAAGUCGAGCAGGCUCGUCAGUGGCUGGCCAAUCCUGGCUUGGAUGACAAAGGACUUGGAGAAGCUGCGACACGUUUGGUUGUUGCCGAGGGCCGCAAGGUUGCCAAUUGUUGCUCAGGCCCUCAGAGACAGGAGCUGCUGAGACUGUGUGAUGAAGUGGAGAUUCUGACCAAUCAGCUGUCAGAUUUGUGCAAGAGAGGCCAGGGAAAUGGACCCCAGGCCAAGGCUAUUGCACGGAACCUGGAUGACAAGUUGGCUUCUCUCAAGGUCAAAAUUCGAGAUGCCUUGGUCAAUCAAGUUGCUGAAGAUUUUAUUGAUUUGAACACCCCACUGAAGCAGUUGAGUGAAGCAGCAGUUGUUCCUCUGGGCACACCGGGUCGUGACGAUAACUUUGAGGGGAAAGUGCGUCAUUUCCAGGACCACGCCAACCGCCUGGCAGACACAGCCAACUCUGUGGCAACCGCUGGCGGCUGCCCCAACAAGCACACGGUUGAAGCCAUUUUCAAGAACUCAAACCAGAUCAAAGACCUAACACCUCAAGUGAUCAAUGCAGCCAGGGUGCUGUUCUCAAACCCAAACAACCAGGCAGCCCAGGAGCACUUUGACUUGUUGAGGAAACAGUGGUCGGAUAACAUGGACAGGCUUCGGCUACUUGUGGAUGAAGCUGUGGAUUCAGAAGCACUAAUCCGUGCACAAGAGCAAGGCAUCCUCCGAGACACUGAGAGAAUUGAAGAUGGGAUCCGAGCUCGGGACUCUCCAAAGAUUGCUGCUGGUGCCUCAAACAUUGCUCGGCGUGCGGACAGAGUUCUUCAGGUGGCAGAUAUGGAGGCUCAGAACAGUGAAGAUCCUACAUUCGUUGACCGGGUCAACCGAGCUUCGGAAAUUCUGUCUUCCACAAUUACACCAGAUGUGCAGAGUGCCAAAGCUGUGGCCAUGAAUCCAGCUGACGCUGCAGCUGCCUCUCACUGGAGAAAGAACAAUCAAGCUUUGAUUGAAGCAGUGGGCGGAGUCAGGCAGGCUGUGACUGUCCAGCCAAAGAGUAGCUUCUACGAUGACAGGUUCCCUCCCCCUCCAGACCUGUCCCAGCUUCACAUCUCAGGAGAAGGAGCACCUCCACGACCGCCGCUGCCUUAUGACCAGGCACCUCCAAGGCCACCUCCCCCAGAGACUGACGAUGAAGAUGAUACUUUUUUCCCUAUACCUCAAGCCAACCAGCCAAUUAUGAUGGCAGCACAUGCCCUUCACAUGGAAGCCAAGCAGUGGUCAAGCAAGGACAAUGAGAUUAUUGCUGCAGCUAAAAAGAUGGCUCUUUUGAUGGCUAAGCUAAGCCAGCUGGUCAGGGGUGAGGGUGGAACAAAGAAGGACCUCAUUGCCACAGCCAAAGCCAUUGCGGAAGCUUCUGAGGAGGUGACCAGACUGGCUAAGAAGCUGGCAGCAGAGUGUACGGACAAGAAGAUGAGGAUGAAUCUCCUGCAAGUGUGUGAGAGAAUUCCAACCAUUGGAACCCAGCUGAAGAUUUUGUCUACAGUCAAGGCCACCAUGCUGGGAGCACAAGAACCCAUCCCGGCCCCAGACGGAAGCGAAAUCGCCUGCGGUUCAGAGGAAGAUCAGGAAGCCACAGAGAUGUUGGUCGGCAAUGCCCAGAACCUGAUGCAAGCAGUCAAGGAAACUGUACGCAGUGCGGAGGCUGCCUCUAUCAAGAUCCGUGUGGAUUCUGGAUACACCAUCCGCUGGGCUCGCAAGCGACCCUGGUAUACGUAA